Nothobranchius furzeri (turquoise killifish) is the source of this 1086-nucleotide messenger RNA. RefSeq lists its product as uncharacterized. NCBI's taxonomy places the organism in Eukaryota, Metazoa, Chordata, Actinopteri, Cyprinodontiformes, Nothobranchiidae. The record is from RefSeq and is a predicted model, not a curated record.
GAUCCUCUCUCGUCUGGAAAAUUUAAGAUCCAUGCAAAAUUGAAUCGUCUUCCCUGGUCUGAGGAAUGCAGUGAUGGAGAAAAACCUGGUCUGGUAAAACCGAAACUUAAGUCCCCUCUUCUGGUUUCACGAGUGAGGGAUGGAGACUGGCGUUGGCCAAGAUUCUACCAGCGUCCCCAACACCAGCAUGGCGGCCCAGGACCCCACCAGCUUCCCCAGCACCACCAUGGCGGCCCAGGCCCCCACCAGCGUCCCCAGCACCAGCAUGGCGGCCCAGGACCCCGCGAGCGUCCCCAGCACCAGCAUGGCGGCCCAGGCCCCCGCCAGCGUCCCCAGCACCAGCAUGGCGGCCCAGGCCCCCGCCAGCGUCCCCAGCACCAGCAUGGCGGCCCAGGCCCCCGCCAGCGUCCCCAGCACCAGCAUGGCGGCCCAGGCCCCCGCCAGCGUCCCCAGCACCAGCAUGGCGGCCCAGGCCCCCGCCAGCGUCCCCAGCACCAGCAUGGCGGCCCAGGCCCCCGCCAGCGUCCCCAGCACCAGCAUGGCGGCCCAGGCCCCCGCCAGCGUCCCCAGCACCAGCAUGGCGGCCCAGGCCCCCGCCAGCGUCCCCAGCACCAGCAUGGCGGCCCAGGCCCCCGCCAGCGUCCCCAGCACCAGCAUGGCGGCCCAGGCCCCCGCCAGCGUCCCCAGCACCAGCAUGGCGGCCCAGGCCCCCUCAAGCAUGGCGGCCCAGGCCCCCUCAAGCAUGGCGGCCCAGGCCCCCACAAGCGUCGCCAGCACCAGCAUGGCGGCCCAGGCCCCCACCACAACUCUAAAACUAGUCCAUCAAACACCUCCAGUCAGCUUGGUGCUCUCCAGCAUGAAUCUGGUAAUCAAAAGCAAGGAUGAGUACCUGAUUAAAUGGUCCUGUUGACUAAUGGACUAAAAGGGGAUCAGAACUGAAGGUCAUGUGCCUGAAGGUUUCAAAACCUUUCCAUACAACCAUCAAACCUCAUCCUGAGCUCCAUGAGCCUCUGCUUCUUGGCUGGAAUCACAGGAGACAAUGGGAUAGAGUUAAUAUGCAUCCUGUUAAUAAAUGAUAAAUUCUGA